Nothobranchius furzeri (turquoise killifish) is the source of this 4085-nucleotide messenger RNA. The record is from RefSeq and is a predicted model, not a curated record. Lineage: Eukaryota; Metazoa; Chordata; Actinopteri; Cyprinodontiformes; Nothobranchiidae.
UUUGCAGCAUUUUCAUAUUUUCAAAUCGUUAUCUUGAGCCAGUAUGUGCCAAUAUGACUCUUUACAGCAGGGCUAUUCAAUUACGGGCCUCGAGGGCCAGUUUCCAGCACGUUUUGGUUUUAACCCUGCUUCAACACACCUGAUUUUAAUUAGUAGGUGAUUAACAGGCUUCUGCAGAGCCUGAUGAGCUGCUGCACAGGUGACUCAACCACUCAAGUGUGUUGGAGACCAGAAACCACUAAAACGUUUUGGAUACCGGUCCUUGAGUCCCGGAACUGAAUAUCCCUGCUUUACAGGGUUAAUGAAAGGCCACCCUAUCAUCCUCUGUGGCCAGAAUCUUCCACUUGCAACUUCCAAACUCUGUUGGGACUCAUGAAAAAUUGAGCUGACACACCUGGCGCUGCAGUCAGGUUCCAGAACGUUUCCUGCAUGUUUUAGAUCAUGAACGCAGCUGAUUUGUUUAAUUUAGUGAUGAGUCACUCGUGUAGGCACUAAGGGAUGUGAUAUACGUGCUGUUUAACAAUGCAAACACGUUUUUAAAAUGGCUGCUACGCGUUAAAGAUCUAAAUCUUUGCAUUGAUUUGAAAAGUGGUUCGUGCACAUCCCCCGAAAUAAACGUGUCCGAUCGCUGCGAUAAACGAGUAACCAGUAGGUGGAGUUGACAAAACGAGCCCGACACACUCACCAUGGUGAUUCCGUCUCUGGUUUAGAGGUCUGUCACACCAGCUACGAUACCACUGCUGUCUUUUUUUUUUAUGCCGUGAUGUCAAAAUUAACCAGUUGGUGAGCUCUUUUAUUAAUGCCAUGGUUGUUUUGGUUGUACCAGCAAACCCGGUGUUCUGACUGUAUGUGCUUCCUCGUUGAAUAUUCCUAUCUCACGGUGUUACAACAGUUUCGCUAUUGUUUGCAGUAUAGUAACACGCUUAUGUAGCACGGUUUAUUUUAAAUAGGUGAUAUUACUCAAAAAUACAGAACUGUAGUAUAAUUCUUAGCAAAAAUAUAAAGUGUUGUGAUUUAUUUAUGAAAAAGACCGUGUUUGUCAUGAUUCCGUGAAUGACGGUAAACAACGGGAGAAAUUUCUUGUUUACAGAAUAAUGAAUAUUUUACAAGCCAUUUAAAAGCUAACUGUCAGGUAAACAUACAACAAGCAGUAAUAUAACAACUUACAGAGGUAGCGCAUCUCUUCCGAUAAACAGCCUGUGAUGCAGUAAUUGGUCUGUGCAUGCACAUUUCCCCAAAGUAGUAGUAGAGGUUAAACAGCAAGUAUAUCACGGCCCUAAGGCUGGGGAAAUUUUUCAGCUUUCAGAUUAAGAUAUUUAAAAGACGAACGCACCGUGAGAUGGGUUUUGCUUUUGGUUCUACAAACGGACACUAGGGGGUGCUAAAAUCAAGCGACAACUGCUUAGUUCCCCUUUGCAUCUUGUUAACUAGUCAUGUUUGUGCAAAACUGCCCUUUAUUUCCAAUCAGCAUCUUUGGAAUAGGUUUUUUAAAGGUUAUUUUCAUGGUGUUUCAUAAAUGAUUAAUUUAAUCAGGAAGAUGUAACAUCGAUAUUUAGGGGGCUAAUUUGCACACAUGUAUUUUGAGGUGAAGUGGCAGGAAGUUGUUUUUGUUUGUUGUUUUGAUCUAAUCCAUCCAUUUAUGCAAAGAUGGGGCUGAAGAACAGAUAAACAGUAAUACGUAUUAGGCAUUCAAAACUAAAUCUGUCUCUAAAUAUGGCCACAAAUCAGCUCCAUUUAUACUUACACUAUAAGGUGAAGAAACGGUCAGUCAAAAAAAUAGAGCCAAGUGGAUCAUUUAUGCUUUGCAGAAAGAUAAUUGAGGGCAGAGCCAAUGAUCUUUUCAUGCAAUUGGGAAUCAGACACAUGCAAAGUGAAUCAAUGACCUAAUUAGCACGGAUGUGUGGAACUGGAGUGAAAGUGCUAAGGAGGUCUGGGUCGGAGGCCCCAGACUAUUUUGGUGAGGCGGCUCCUUUAAGAAAACGGAACUGCGCUUCAGCUUUUGACGCGCUGAGGAUGUGGGCAGGAAACGCCAUGCAACAGCAGAGGAGCGAUCACGCUUCCCCGCACAGUUGCACAAUUCAGUGCAAACAAAAUGUGCUCUAAUUCCGCCCGCUGAUGUCCAGGAGCGCUCGCUCUCCUCGGAUCCGCUCCCCGCAGCCCUGACACAGCGGCAGCAGGCCAGGAGGACCAGCCGCCGGCGUGCGUUUCCACUGCUAUCCGAGCGAGAGCGCAGCCUUCCCCGCCUGCUCGCUUUGAAAGCAUCGGGGCUGGUCGCGGAAAUAAAGGAGGUGUCUGCCUUUCUUUUUUUUUCCCCCAGCCAUGAGGGAGUACAAAGUGGUCGUUUUGGGCUCGGGCGGAGUCGGUAAAUCCGCGCUGACGGUCCAGUUUGUGACGGGCUCCUUCAUCGAGAAGUACGACCCCACGAUAGAGGAUUUCUACAGGAAGGAGAUCGAGGUGGACUCGUCCCCGUCGGUGCUGGAGAUCCUGGACACGGCCGGGACCGAGCAGUUCGCCUCCAUGCGCGACCUGUACAUCAAGAACGGGCAGGGCUUUAUUUUGGUUUACAGCCUGGUUAAUCAGCAGAGCUUCCAGGACAUCAAGCCCAUGAGAGACCAGAUCAUCCGGGUGAAGAGGUACGAGAGGGUGCCCAUGAUCCUGGUGGGGAACAAGGUGGAUCUGGAGGUGGAGAGAGAGGUGACUUCCGGGGAAGGCAAGGCGCUGGCUCAAGACUGGAGCUGCCCCUUUAUGGAAACAUCAGCCAAAAAUAAAGGAUCUGUCGACGAACUGUUUGCAGAAAUAGUGAGACAGAUGAAUUAUUCCGCUGUUCCCAGUGGUGGCGACCAGUGCUGCGCAUGUGUCCUGCUCUGAAGAUCCAGGAAACUCUUCUGGGUUUGAGCUCAGAAGUUGUUCUGCUGGGUUUUCAUUCUUUUUCUGUUCAUUUGUUAAAAAGUAUUUUCUCUCUCUUCCCACUGUUGUCUUAUUGUUGCACAGACACACACACAUCGACAACAAUCGAUGAUGUAUCAUAGCCUAGAAAAGUGUUUACAUGACAAAAAGUACUUGAAUGUUUUGGAAUUAUAUCUAUCUAUAUAUAGAUAGAUAUAUAGGUAAUUUUCUCUGGAAAUGUGCCUCAGUGGAAUGUCUAGUUGAAAAACCUAAGAGUCACGUGAUUUCUGGUCUUUUACUAUAAUAUUAUUUGAUUUUCUUUAUUAAUACUGUUAAAUCCUCUGGGCUGAGUUCUCUUCUGCCUUGGAGAUUGGUGCCAAUGAUAACGAUAUUUUAGGUUAUUGUGCCAAAUCCCUAGACAAGGCAGAGUUGGGAUUGGUCACCUUUUAGAGGAGGUCUGAAAGCAUUUAAAAUCUCUCAGAAAAUCACCACUCGAGCCUUGCACAGGUCACUCCGAUCCAGUUCCAUGUAAUCCCUCUGAACUGUCAUGUGCAAUCUCCCUCGCAGACCGUUUUGAAGCGUGGACUUGUGUCACACCAACAUAUUUAUCUAAGCUCUCCCCUCUCUGGUCUGGUGAUUUUGAUCGAAAACUGUAAUCCUCCUCAGUGAGCACAUAAAAGAAAACUUGGUGCGUUGCUGUCGCUGCAUUGGGGGGGGGGGGGGGGGGGUGACCGCGUGACCCCAUGUCAAGUGCCUUCCCUCAGAAAUCUCCUGUGACUGUGCCAACCAAUGAGCCCUACUUCCUCAGCAGUGCGUCUUGAUGGCAAUCAGAACUUUUGAACCGUUUUUCGGCCUGAACUCUGUUUUCCUUUGAUGUCAGAGUUAGAAAAGCUUCUAUUUUCCUGCCUGGAAGCUGAGCUUGUAAAUAAAACCCGCAAUUUCAGGGUCAGAUUUAAGCUGUCUCCAGAGGUACUAGUCCUUCAAGAGCAGCACAAAAACCUAUCCUAGCGGGCAUAAUUUUAUUUUUUGGGGGGGUUCAGUGAAUGGCAAGCCAUGUGUAUAUCAUGUAGAAAUGUUCUUUCAUUUUCUAAAAUGUGACUUUUUUUGAUUUACUGUAAUUGUAUUUCUGUUUUGGGGCAAAUUUUGUGCCAUCCACAUGUCAAGUUUGAGACUUGUAAUACAGAAGACAUUUUACAUAA